UUCCUCACCACUGUGACCAGCAGCGCCCCUGUAGACGCAUGCACGUCACUGGUCACGUGCUUUCUACAACGAUUCGCUGAAGUUGGAGAAAAAGUUUGACAAGCCUAAAGAUCAUCGGGACAGAGAGAGCUGCUAAAGAUCGAGGAAAGGAGACACAUUGACGACACAAAAACCUUCUCUAUCUCCUGACGCACAAUGGAGUCCGCCGCCCAGAAAGUGCUGUCUUCGGGAUUCACUCUUGACUUGGGGCCCCUGAAAGAACCGCUGGCGUUCAUCCGCUUGCUAGAAUGGGUGUUCUCCAUAUUUGCCUUUGCUACGACUGGAGGUUACAGCGGCGCCACCAGCAUCAACGUCCAGUGCCAAGGGGGUGCCAGUCAAGAAAUACAGGCAGACUUUAACUACCCAUUCAGGUUGAUGCAGCAUCCCUAUAAGGUUCCUGACUGCAAAGUCAAUCAAACCACUACUACUGAGUACUUCCUGACUGGAGACCAUACAUCCUCGGCACAGUUUUACGUCUGCAUCGGAGUGUUGGCCUUUCUCUACUCCACUGCCACACUAGUCCUCUACUUGGGCUUCCAGCACGUAUACAGAGCAACUAGUCGUGGCCCCACUGUGGACCUGUUGGUGACUGCCGCCUUGGCCUUCUUGUGGUUGGCAUCAUCCUCUGCUUGGGCUAAAGGCUUGUCUGAUGUGAAGUGGGCCACCAGUCCUGCAAACAUUGUGACUCUUGUUACGGUGUGCAAGGAUGUAAACAAGUGCACCCCAGGGGCCAUGCCUCACAUGGGCCGACUAAACGCCUCUGUGAUUUUUGGUUUUCUCAACCUCAUCCUGUGGGGCGGCAACUGCUGGUUCAUUUACAAGGAAACACCUUUUCACAAAUCAGCCAGCCCACCUGCAGAUGUGGAGGGGGGAGUCGGGCCAUCGUAACCGCGCAGCUUCAUCAAGUGAAUGAGUCGUUUUGGUACUAAUUGUUUAAAUGCUGUAGAUUACAAGGUAUACAUUUACAAAUCUGACUGCUCCUUUUUUUUUUUUUGCUAAGUAUUCAUUUUAUAAUUAGGGCUUUAUUUUCGCAAAUACACUUAGUAAAUUAACUAAAACUUGAUUUGUUAAUAGUCAAACUAAUACAGUAAAUUGUACCAGUCAAAAUAUACUUUCUCAAAGAUGCUCAGUUUGCAUGUUUUAACAUAUUUAUACCCAGGUAUCCAAAACAAAAUGACCCUUAUUUCAAACAGUACUGCAGAUGUGGACUGUGCAUCAUUGUUGGUGAUAAGUCAGAAUGAAGCAUUUCUGUACCAUCAGCAUUUUCUUUAAAAAAAAACUCAGGGCUGUUGAGAGUACGAAAUACAAAAUAGCUAACAAAUAUGAUAUACUUGAAGUGCCUUUAUUAUUAACAUAGGUCUAGACAAAAUCAAAUUUUAGCCCAAACCUAAACAUACAAUAGGCAUCAAAACAUGUAGUUAAAAUGAAUUCAUGUUGAAUAUUUGUUCUUUGGAACAUUAAUCCAAUUGCCGUUAUGAGAUUAUUUCUUAUGGGUGAAAGUAAUUUACUUUCAUCUUUUUGUGUCAUGUUGCGCCUCAUCAUUUCACUACAGAAGGCUUAAUUCUGCAGUCAAUUAAGUAUUUUAGACUAACAGCAUGUUCGUUCUUUAGGAUUUUUUCAUUUAACAAUUACAUUUAUUACGCAAUUCCCUAUGUUUUCAAUGGAUGUUAAUAAUGAUUUUUUUUAAUACCCCAGCAAGGUCUUGCAGUAUUUCAAAGCUAAUGUGGCUAAUGUUCUUUGUAUUCUAUAGCCUUAGCAAGUUUUAGUAACAGUUGACUGAUGUAUAACCUGUCACUAAUUUACAGUUUUUCUUGCUUUUGCCUGGCUUCUACCUUAUUGUAAGAUAAUAAGAUGAGCUAUUUACUUUAUUACUGCCAUCAUUAUGAUUUCCUACUUUGAUAUAGCCUUGCUUGAUUCACAGUUUCUAGCUUGAUCCACAACUGUGUUAAUAGAAGUGUCACAUAGACUGGAACUCCUGUUCCUUCUAGGAAGAAGUGGACAUGAAAUGCUGUGCAUCAUUAAAAGGAUGA
Messenger RNA from Anoplopoma fimbria (sablefish), 2069 nucleotides. It is a transcript of the gene sypl2b, whose product is annotated as synaptophysin-like 2b. The transcript is spliced from 6 exons. Bases 196 to 927 code for a protein of 243 amino acids. The record is from RefSeq and is a predicted model, not a curated record. Gene Ontology annotation, cellular component: synaptic vesicle membrane; synaptic vesicle. Lineage: Eukaryota; Metazoa; Chordata; Actinopteri; Perciformes; Anoplopomatidae.